GGCUUCACGUGGCGGCGUGCUGACGUCACGGCGUCGUCACACGCGCAGCGUCUCCUGCCGGUGGCGCUGGUUGCGGCCCGCGCGGCGCGAGGAAGCCGGCGCCCAUGUCUUUUCUCCGGUGGGUGUCUGAAAAGUUCAUUGUUGAGGGCUUAAGAGAAUUCGAACUAUUUGGAGAGCAGCCUCCGGGUGACUCUCGGAGAAAAACAAAUGAGGCGAGCUCCGAGUCGAUAGCCUCUUCCCCUAAAAGGGACACCAUGAGCAACUUUCUACCAGACAGCAGCUGCUAUGAGUUACUCACUAUCAUAGGCAGAGGCUUUGAAGACUUGAUGAUUGUGAAUCUGGCCAAGUAUAAACCCACAGGGGAGUAUGUCACAGUCAGAAGAGUUAACCUGGAAGCCUGUACCAAUGAAAUGGUCACAUUCUUGCAGGGAGAACUUCAUGUUUCCAAGCUCUUCAACCACCCUAACAUUGUGCCAUACAAAGCAACUUUCAUAGCUGACAAUGAGCUAUGGGUAGUGACAUCUUUCAUGGCCUAUGGUUCUGCGAAAGAUUUAAUCUGUACCCAUUUUAUGGAUGGGAUGAAUGAACUGGCUAUUGCAUAUAUCCUUCAAGGUGUAUUGAAAGCACUUGACUACAUUCACCAUAUGGGCUAUGUACAUAGGAGUGUGAAAGCCAGCCAUAUCCUGAUUUCUGUGGAUGGGAAGGUGUACCUCUCUGGACUGCGAAGUAAUCUAAGUAUGAUUAACCACGGGCAGCGGCUCAAAGUUGUUCACGACUUUCCCAAAUACAGCAUCAAAGUCCUACCUUGGCUGAGUCCUGAAGUCUUGCAGCAGAAUCUCCAGGGUUAUGAUGCAAAAUCUGACAUUUACAGUGUAGGGAUAACAGCCUGUGAACUGGCAAAUGGACACGUGCCAUUUAAAGACAUGCCUUCUACUCAGAUGCUUUUGGAAAAGCUGAAUGGAACUGUUCCAUGCCUGCUAGACACCACAACAAUUCCUGCUGAUGAGCUGACUAUGAAAACCUCUCGUUCAAGUGCUAACUAUGGGAUGGGUGAGAGCACGGCGAUCAGCAACGUGAGAGCAGCCAACGGAGAGUCAACAUUGCACCCUUAUCUUCGGACCUUCUCAACCUACUUCCACAACUUUGUAGAGCAGUGUCUCCAGAGGAACCCAGAUUUCAGGCCAAGUGCAGGCGCUUUGCUUAAUCAUCCCUUUUUCAAGCAGAUCAAGCGUCGUGCUUCUGAAGCGCUCCCUGAACUUCUCCGCCCUGUCACACCAAUCACUAAUUUUGAAGGAACACGGCCACAGGAUCCCAGUGGCAUAUUUGGGCUGGUAUCAAACCUGGAGCAGCUGGAUGUGGAUGACUGGGAAUUCUAGAAAAACAUGGAAUAUACCUGGUUCUGGAGGAGCUUUUUGGACAUUGUAAUUUAUUGGUCCCAUUCAAAAAAGGUGAUGAAUGUUACAUAUAGAAGAGUUUACAGGUCCUUGGGAAGGAACUUCAACCGCCUGUUUACUUGGGAAGUAGCCUGGAAACAAAUGGACAGACCCAAGCUGGAAAAGGCUCAACCCCAAGGAACUGUGCAGUAUUCCAGUUGGGUGCAGCGCCCAAAGCCCCACUUCUUGCAGCUGAGCACUCUUAGAUCACUUGAAGGGGUUGAGUGAGUCUGCUUAGUUAUGGUCUUUCUGUUCAUGCGUUUCUAAAAAUCACUGGCUCCCUAGUAUCACAGUUGAAGGCAGCAUGCCCCUACCCUCUUUUUGUUCUUUCUUUUUCAAGGGUGCCUUAGAGAUAACAAGGGGAGGGAGGCAGCUCUUAGUUUUGGGCAUUCUCCUAGAGCUAGUCAGAUAAUUGUUACCAGUGUUGUCACAGGGUAGCUUCUGAGGGUGGGAAGAAAAAGGGGGAAUGUAUUAUUAAAUGUAGUCACUACUUUAUGAUGGGAGGUUGAAGAAUGCCCAAUUCUGUUGUGGCAUGUUCACUGCAUAGGGCAUUCCUCUGCAGCACUGGAUUCUUCUCUUCCAGUUCUGGAGAGAGCUUUUGGAGGCUCUUCUUGAGGCUGAGUCCUCCAGGUCAGACAGGGCAUUCCAGCCUCUCUUCCUCACCAAAGUGAGUAAUUCUGUGCAGUGCACCAGCUUUUCUUCCCCCACUGCUCAUGUCUAGUUCAGCAUCCUGCUAGCUGGGCUGGCUUCACCGCAUGAAAUGUUCAUACCAGCGUGCUCUCAGUGACCUCGGCCUAGAGGAAAAGUUGAGUUUUAUGCUACAUCCUCUUGCUCUCAACUGCUCUUUGGACAUUCUGUGCAGAAUUUCUUUUGUAAGUCUUGCUGUUUCACCUUCCUGACUGAAUGGCAGGUUAAAAGUCCUCUGCAUGCCUCUCAUGGGGUUCCCCUUGAUUCAUGUUUGUGUGACUCUGCCCUGCUGCUGUAGCAGCUCUCCCCCAUUCCAUGGUAUGUUUUUUUGGAUGUGCGUUCGAGGUUUUUAGUUUGCCCUUUCCAAGGACCAUGGGUGCUGGAGAUCUUUCUACUCUUUCAUGAAGCACUGAGAAUCCAGUCCUGUAUGUGUGGUUGGUGGGAGUAGUGGUGCUGGCAACAGGUCCUUCUUGUGUUUAUAAACUGUACUUGAAUCCAGAUAAAGUUUGUUACUCUAGUUUUUUGCCAAAACAAAUAAAAUAUUUCUGAAUUUUUUUUUAA
This is a messenger RNA of Dromaius novaehollandiae (emu), 2681 nucleotides long. RefSeq names its product STE20 related adaptor alpha (gene STRADA). The transcript has 13 exons. Gene Ontology annotation, molecular function: protein serine/threonine kinase activator activity; protein kinase activity; ATP binding. Gene Ontology annotation, cellular component: serine/threonine protein kinase complex. The record is from RefSeq and is a predicted model, not a curated record. Lineage: Eukaryota; Metazoa; Chordata; Aves; Casuariiformes; Dromaiidae. Bases 105 to 1376 code for a protein of 423 amino acids. Gene Ontology annotation, biological process: activation of protein kinase activity; protein phosphorylation; protein export from nucleus.